CCGGUGGAGACGAAUGGCUCUCAUCAAUGACUCUCUCGUGACUGAAUUCAUUCUAUUGGGAUUAACAAACCGACCAGAGCUCCAAAUCCCCCUGUUUCUCCUAUUCCUCAUCAUAUAUAUGUUCACAGUUUUGGGAAAUUUGGGUUUGAUCAUUUUAAUUUGGUUGAAUCCACUCUUACACACCCCUAUGUACUUUUUCCUCUUUAACUUAUCCUUCAUAGACUUCUUUUAUUCUUCUGUGUUUACACCCAAAAUGCUGGUUAAUUUUAUAUCAAAGAAAAAUAUUAUCUCCUACUCGGGGUGCAUGACUCAGCUUUACUUUUACUGUUUUCUAGUCAUUUCUGAAUGCUAUAUGUUGACAUCAAUGGCCUAUGAUCGCUAUGUGGCCAUCUGUAACCCACUCAUGUACAACGUUGCCAUGUCUCCAAAGGUGUGUUCCAGUCUUAUGCUUGGUUCAUACAUGAUAGGGUUUUCUGGUGCCCUGGCUCACACAGGAAGCAUGCUGAGACUGACCUUCUGUGAUGCAAACACCAUCAAUCAUUAUUUUUGUGACAUCCUUCCUCUGCUCCAGCUUUCCUGCACAAGCACCUAUGUCAAUGAGCUGGUAGUUUUCAUUGUGGCGGGCAGCAGCAUUAUUGUUCCCAGUCUCACCAUCUUUAUCUCUUAUGGAUUCAUCCUCUCCAGCAUCCUUCGUAUCAACUCCAGGGAGGGCAGGUCCAAAGCCUUUAGUACCUGCAGCUCUCACAUUAUUGCUGUUUCUCUCUUAUUUGGCUCAGGUGCAUUUAUGUAUCUCCAGCCCUCUUCUGUUGGGUCUAUGGAUCAAGGAAAAAUCUCCUCUGUCUUUUAUACCAAUGUGAUUCCCAUGAUGAACCCUUUAAUUUAUAGCUUGAGGAAUAAAGAUGUUAAAGUUGCUCUGAGAAAAACCCUUUGUGGGAGAAAUAUUUGA
Talpa occidentalis (Iberian mole) is the source of this 946-nucleotide messenger RNA. RefSeq names its product olfactory receptor 147-like. Gene Ontology annotation, molecular function: olfactory receptor activity; G protein-coupled receptor activity; odorant binding. Gene Ontology annotation, cellular component: membrane. The record is from RefSeq and is a predicted model, not a curated record. Gene Ontology annotation, biological process: G protein-coupled receptor signaling pathway; sensory perception of smell. The coding region runs from base 14 to 946 and encodes 310 amino acids. The transcript has a single exon. Lineage: Eukaryota; Metazoa; Chordata; Mammalia; Eulipotyphla; Talpidae.